Thyridium curvatum is the source of this 738-nucleotide messenger RNA. RefSeq lists its product as uncharacterized. Lineage: Eukaryota; Fungi; Ascomycota; Sordariomycetes; Thyridiales; Thyridiaceae. Bases 1 to 738 code for a protein of 245 amino acids. The record is from RefSeq and is a predicted model, not a curated record. The transcript has 2 exons.
AUGGCGACCGGUAGCUCCCAAGAGGAGACCCGUCCCCUCAACCCAGAGAUGGUCUACCGUCCAGACACUCCCGCGAGCACCUCAUACAAUGCUCCUCGCGGAAGCAAACCGACCAAGAUACAUCGGAUCGUUCUCGUGACCGUGCGAGUCCUUCUCUUCUUCCUGGCUCUCACUGGCAUCAUCGUCGGCUGCAUGACCUACGGUCAACUGGGUCAAGUCUUCCUCGUCAUCCUCUUCUUCCUCUGCCUGUUCUGGAACCUCGCUCUGAUCCUCGGUAUGCUCUUUGGCAACGUCAAGUCGAGGCUGGAGUGGUCUCUCCCCAAGUUCAGCCUUCAGAUUGGGAGGCUUAUCUGUCUGUGCAACCCGGAGUCCACCGAUGGCGACGAUGACGAGGACGAGGAAGACCCCGAGAGAGCAGUCUUGAUAGGGCGCGAUGACGACCACAAGGAAGUAUCCGGUCCUUCUCGGACGUGGGCCAUCGACUUCAUCUUUGGUCUCAUCGCCCUCAUCAUGUUCAUCUGUAUCAUGGUGUCCUACCACCGCCGCUACGACGUCGAUGAGGGUGUACUGGCCUUUGCUUUUGUCAUUGCAUUCUUCGAGUUCUUUAUCACCAUCAUGUCCUGUGUCAAGAUCUAUAGGAAGACUGGAAGCCAGAACGAGUAUGAGUACCGUAUUCGCCUUCCCACCGAACCUGAGCAGCGAAACAACGCAGGAAAGAACAUCUCCGUCGCGGCUUGA